Molecule: messenger RNA, 3480 nt
Organism: Tigriopus californicus
Lineage: Eukaryota; Metazoa; Arthropoda; Copepoda; Harpacticoida; Harpacticidae
Exons: 8
Coding region: 151-1413 (420 amino acids)
Molecular function (GO): glycosyltransferase activity
Source: RefSeq, a predicted model, not a curated record
GGCUAAGCUUACUCUUUGCAUGUCCACUUUUGCUGGCAACUAAAAUCACCAUCUCACCAGGUACUGUACAUAAAGAUUAACUGAGAGACACUUGAACUCAACGAGCGUUUCACCGUGCGGGUCCAAAGUGAGACCUGGCCUCAUUCUUCCAUGUUUUGGGUGUGUUUGCUGAUCUAUUGGCUAAAGGGCAAUCCGAAAUAUGCCGCUGCAUUAGAGGAGAUGAAUUCCAAAAAGAUUUGUCAGUUUGGGCCAUGGUUCAAGUUUCUUUUUUUGGCUCUCGCAAUCAUCGCCGUGGCUGUGUUGAUGUUUGUGUGGUCGAACUUACGCUUUCGUGAACCUGGCACAAAAUCAAACCGAGGUCAGAGCCAAAAUCCCUUGGAUUAUCGGAAACCUUGGAUCCUGCCUUUUGCCCACUCAAGUGCUACGAAACGAGUGGCAUCCCCUAGUGACUUUAUCAAUUGUGUUCACCAACCCCUCGUCCAAGACCGUGGGGCAGUUUUCAAGCCCCAGUCAGAAUUGUCAGGGAAAAGGUUCGCCUAUGUUUGGUACGCGUCCUCGCCUCAAUAUUUGUGCUCAGCUCUGGUGGCCUUGAAGAUUCUACAAAAUCACCGGUCUAAAUUGGGACCACUUCCAUAUGAAUUGGAUUAUGUCUUGAUGUUUGUGGAUUCCACCCUGACGGACAAGGCCUUUGCCAACCUAACAGAGAAAUGGGAAUACGAAGGUGGCGUGCUACAGAACGUCACUUCCCUUGCCAAAUUUGCCAAAGGCAAGAGCACUUUCUACAAGCCCACAUAUCAAAAGUUUCAUGCUUUCCAAUUAAUCAAAUAUGACCGAUUGAUUCUAAUGGACAGCGAUGGGUUCACCAUGCAUCAAUUGGACCACCUGUUCCAAUUGGAAUUUCCUCCAGGCAUUCAAUUGGCCGCUCCUCAAGGAUACUGGUUUCGAGAUAAAGGCGUGGUCAUUGGUUCCGACCCGAAAUGUCGCGGUGAAACCGUGGUGGCUGUGACCACGGUCAUGAUGGUGGUUGAGCCCAGUUUGCAACUCUAUUAUCGGGUUCGACGCCAUUUCGGCUCUCUGAAAAUUGACACGGGCAAGCCUAAUUUUGACAUGGACAUCGUGAACAAGGAAUUCAGUUGUGGCGAUGAAGUCCUCAUUCUGCCGAAACAUUACGGAACCAUCGAUUCUGAAUAUAAUGAGAUGGAACCUCUGUCUUCUAUCACGGAAGUUUGCCGAAACCAGGCCAACAUUCAAUUCUUGCAUUUCACAUCACGGGGCAAACCGUGGACCAGGACUGGCGGGGAAAAUCGAGUCAUGUACAAACAAGAGAUCUUGAAGGAGAUUCGCCCAAUUUUCCAUGAAUGGGCUCUAAAAGUGCGGCACAUUUGUCCAGAGACCAUUCAGGUGGAUAUGUAGAAGAUCGCAAUUUUUUAGACCAAUGUUCAAUGUCAAAUGCAUGCAUACUCCCACCCAAAGAAGGCAUAUGUAUCAUCCAUUCAGACCGAGCUGACGGUUUUGAAUUUUGACUCAAAAAUUAGCAAACCGUGAGUGUUUCGGCUUUUUUUUGUCUUUCCUGUUCAAAUUUACUAGAUCAAAAAAAGAUAAGACAAGGGUUACUGGGGGCUUUGAAUAUAGUGGUUAAAGUAUUUACACUAUAAGUAGCACAUAUAUACGUAUAAAGGUCAUUUUUUGCUGGUGAAGAUAAUAGGCAAUACAUACACGAAAAACAUCUCUUUGUGCAAUUUGUUGUCCUCUCCACCAUGAGCCUCUGUCGCUGUAUUGGUUUCCUGGCUGUGGCAUGAGUCAAUUACCAUAGUGUUGAAAUUAGCGGAGCUGUUUUACAAAAACCAAAGCAUAGUACUAGAUGUGAUUGUAAAGGUAAACCUUUAAGCUUGCUUUGACACGGAAGUUCAAGUGUUGGAGGAAAAAGCUAUGUCAUUUUCACGUUUGACUCAUCCCUACAUAUCCGAAAGAUGGCGCUUGAGCGCAAAGGGGUACAAAAAACCAAACAAAUUAAUGCUGUGAUCCUAUCCUUUUGUUCAAGUUUUUCAGCUGUCCAAGUUGAGUUGAGGUAAGCGGGUGAUACAAGAUGGACGAACCGUGAAAUUUGACUUGUUCGAAUAAAAAUUACCAGUGACAAGAAUUCGUGUAUAGUGCCAAAAUAUUUUUGAUGUGAGUGGUUGCCAGAAACAUCCAAGCACUCCUUGAAAGUGGAUCAGACGUGUUUUAUUAACUACAGAGCGAAAAAGGAGCCAACUACUACACGAUCCUGGAAUUCCAAUGUCAAUCAUCUUGAAUUAUAAACAAAAAUAGUAUACGUGAAAAUUGGACUAUAAUGAUUGGAAAUGAUCACCAGUAACCUCUUAAACAGGAUGAAGGGUGAAAACGGAACCAAGGCAUCGAGACGAGAAGUCUCAUUAUGAAACAAGCAGUCCCCAGUCCCUACCUCUUAUCAAUAAUCGUCUUAUCAGGCAAAUACGUAAUACACACUGUUUGAAUUUGAAGAAAAUUCAGUGCCUGAGUAUCUUUUGCUCAAUACAUACUUUCAAGGUUCCACUCAAGUUCCCACCCUCAAAGCAAUGCUUGCGGACAACAAAUUCUUGCAUUAGCGUUGGUUUGGGGAUCGAACAUUUCUCCCACAACUUUAUUCCUAUUUUUACCGCCUCCUAAAAAAACACAAUAAAUCACCAACAAUUUAGCCCUUGCAUCAACCUCGAAAUGAAGGAAAUUCAACUUAUUCUGACGAUAUUUGUCUUGGUUGUUGUCGUGCUCAUGUGUGAAUCGAAAAUUUCAAGGCUAAACUUUGCGGAAGGAGAGACCGCAAUUUUGCCUUGUAAUGGCGGAUCAACUGUACGAAAAUACAUCUGGACGAACCGUGAUACUUCCUUGAGUUGAACCCCAAAGACAGCAACUGUCAGAGGAAGGUUCAAGACGCUCUACCACACUCGGAAUUUAAUAUUUCCAACGGAUGUCUGACGCUUCACGAAGUGAGAUCCCACCAGACCGGGAUCUGGAAGUGUCGGCGAGAGACUCGGCGGGAUCAUAGAGAAGUGACUUACUUAUUGGAUGUUUCUGAGCCGGUCGAAAUGAGGCUAGAUGCUUCCCAGCUCUCCAAAGGAUUGAUCAAAUGUAUCGCCAAAGGUGGAUAUCCCAAGGCCGCGAUCUCAGCCGUUUUGAGUCCGUUUCAAAACGGGAGUGAACCCGUGACGACUUUGAAGCCCACAAAACACGAGUUCAAAACGGCAUUUGCCGAGGCGACAAUUGUAUUUGAGGGUCCAUUCCAAGUCCCAAACAUCAAGGAAGAGGAUGAACUUCAUUUCGUUUGCGUAGGUGAACAAAUUCGAAAUGGUGUUCUUGAGUACCUUGUCACGGAUGAACAAAGCUCUCAGGAGACAUCCGAUCACGUCUUUUGGGCACAACCUCCGUAUCACCACAAGCAGAAACAGCGACCACAACAACAACAAAAACAACCACGACGACGAC